AUGUCUGGAGACGAACUUGCAUCGAAAAAAGUCUUGUUGUCCGGGGGCAGCGGCUUUGUUGGUGCCGCGAUAGCCAGAGCACUUGCCGAGAAACAUCCCCAAUGCUCCCUGACCAUCAUCGACUUGAAUCCUCCUGGGACUACCAAUCUUGUGCCGGAGGGCAUUUCCUUUUCCCGGGUUGAUGUCACCAAUGAGGCGGAAGUCAGCCAGGCGAUGAAACAGAUCAGACCAGACAUCGUUAUUCACACGGCCGGGAUCGUUCCACGCGUCAGCGAGCGAUUCGGUAGAAGACUAGAAGGUCUAACCCGAAAAAUCAAUGUUGAGGGAACCAGGAACAUGCUGGAGGCGGCGAAAUGGAGUGGAGCCAAGGGCUUCAUUUACACAAGCACUUGCUGCGUCGUAACAGACUAUCUGGACAUGCCGUUUCCGAACAUUGACGAAAGGUGGCCGGCGCCUGCUUCGUCACUGAUAUAUGGCGAAUCAAAGGCUGCUGCGGAGGCACUGGUUAUCAAAGAGUCUAACGACGCGAUGGCUACCUGUUCCCUCCGGCCUUCCGUGCUCUGUGGACCCGGUGACAACUUGCUUGUCCCUUCGAUUCAUGCAUGUAUUGCCAAGGGCGAAACGCCUUUUGUUAUCGGGGACGGGUUCAACCUGUGGGACGUGACCUAUGUCUCUAACGUUGCAGAUGCCCAUGUUUUGGCUGCUGAGAACUUGAUGUCUUCGAGGACUGCCGCUGGUGAAGUCUUCUUCAUCCAAAACAACGAGCCAAUCACUUUCAGGGACUUUUGCCUCUCCGUAUGGGCUCACUUCGGCCACAUACCAUCUUUUGAAGUUCCAGUUCCCAGGGCAUUGGCCUACUUCGCGGGCUUGAUGUCCGAAUGUUUGACCUGGGUUAUGGGAACAACAGCUACUCUGAGCCGCGGCAGUGUCAAAGAUGCAUGUUCCAUUCGCUAUGCUAGUGAAGAAAAGGCAAAGAAGAUUUUGGGGUACGAAGCUCGUAUUGGACUGGAAGAUGGGAUUCGCUUGAGCUGUGAGGAUUAUGCCCGGCGUCUAAGCAUAAAGUUACCGGCUCAGAAGCAAUCGAAAAAGGAAGAAUAG
Molecule: messenger RNA, 1098 nt
Organism: Aspergillus melleus
Lineage: Eukaryota; Fungi; Ascomycota; Eurotiomycetes; Eurotiales; Aspergillaceae
Exons: 3
Coding region: 1-1098 (365 amino acids)
Biological process (GO): steroid biosynthetic process
Molecular function (GO): 3-beta-hydroxy-Delta5-steroid dehydrogenase (NAD+) activity
Source: RefSeq, a predicted model, not a curated record